UACCUUGUUUUUAUAGUUUCAUGCCUUGAACGAAAGCCAGAAAAUUCGCCCCUGGCUGCCUGAGGAACUCUAGUAGCAAUUUUCACCCAAUCUACGACGUAUUUCCCAACUUGUCUGGACGACAUUCUCACUUUUUAUAAAGCUAUUUUACAAAGAUUUAAAGCAAUAUGGCCUUCGUCCGCGCCAAGGUUGAAGUUCGCAGGGACUGGUGCCCAACCCAGCCUGCAAACACGAACACCCGCGAAAACACACGAAGAUUGACCGAAGCGUGAAAAUGACGUAUGUAAUACAAUCAGGGUUAUCCCCCCCCCCCCUGGUUAUAUUAUAUUGUGCAAUUCAGCCAUUUUAAAGCGCAAGAAAAUGCAAGGAAAUGUAAUUCCCAUUACAGAACAAUUCAACAAUAUAACUCAAGAUAUCGACCGAGCGAAUUCAGAAGAAAUUGUCAAACUAUUAUACAAAUCCGAUUUGGAAAUUUUUAAUGGCUGGGAAGGGUACCAAAAUGUGCUAUCUUCAGAAAUUUUAGCAGUAGUACAGGAAGUAUCAUCUCUCGCUGUGCAGUAUGUUAAACCUGACACAAAAAAUGCUGGAAUUAUUCUCAGUGGUUGCGGAACUUCCGGGAGAAUUGCAUUUUUUAUCAGUAGAAAGUUUAACGAGUUUGCAAAGGGACAAAAUUUGCGGCCAUGUUAUAGGUACAUUAUUUCUGGAGGUGACCCUGCCCUUAUGAUGUCGGUUGAAUCCUGUGAGGACGACUGGAAUGCUGGAAAGAGAGAAUUAGAGAAUGCGGCCGAAGGGUUCGAUAAGGUUUUGUAUGUUGCGAUAACAUGUGGGUUGUCCGCACCUUUUGUAGGUGGGCAAGUCGAAUAUUGCCUGCAACACCUGCAGAAGUUUACACCUUACUUACUCGGAUUCAAUCCUACAAAUCAAGCCCGGAGUGCAGCGAUCCGUGGAACUGAUAAAGUCAUGUUGGAUGUAGCUUUGGAAAUGGAAGGUGGAGUAACUAGUCAACUUCAGAACUCUGAAUGCUUAUAGGAGCAAAUAAAUAUAAGAUUACAAAUACAAUCCUCACAAAUAUUUAGGGGGUUGAGAGCCUAUUUUUACCAAAAAGAAUGUGGUUGCCCCACUUAUCCCCUCACUUGGGAUAUAUAUUUGUAAAGUACUAUUUUUCUAAGACAACUGGAAUAGCAGAAGUGUUUGAUAAAAACUCUUUUAAAAAAUUUUAGCAAUGAGCCCUCCCUUAUUUUACCGAUUACGGUUCCAUUUUGUGACUUUACCAACAAUCUUUGAUGUCUUUUGUAGCCAAAGGUCGUUUGCUCAACCCUGUUGUGGGUCCUGAACCAAUCACUGGUUCGUCAAGAAUGAAAGGUGGUACUACGACCAAGAUGCUGUUAGAAGCCAUAUUCCUUACGGCACAUCAAAAAGCUGCUAACGAAGCAACACCUAUUCCUUAUGAUGACAUCAUCAAAACAUACCUGAUAACUCUCAAUUUGACGCACACCAAAGAUGCUGAAAUCUCAUCACUAAUUAAAAUGGCUGGUAAUAGCCUCGUUAAGGGUGGAUCUGUAUCAUACAUAGGCUGGGGUUCACUAGGAAUUAUGGGCAUGAUCGAUGCAGCCGAAUGUGUGCCAACGUUUGGUGCAAACCAUGACGAUGUAAGAUGCUUCCUGGAAAGUGGUUAUAAAAUUCUAAGAAAUGCUCAGGGAAAUUUGUCAUCCCAGGGAGAAGCACUAGAGAUUGGUUUUGAUAAUUUCAUAGAAAAGAGAGGUCCUAAGCUUUCUAAGAUUGAUACAGUUAUCUUUAUAGUUCAAGAUUUAUCAUCAGAGCAGAAACUAGGAUUACGCAGAAUUGUAGAAUUAGUUAAGAGUCGAAAAAGUAAUAUAGCCAUUAUAGCUGUUAAUAGUAAUAAUGAUAAUUGGCAGAUACAUGAUAUAUUCGGUGAUUCACUUACAAUAAACAUAGUUUUACCAAGUACAGGCAGAGAACAGAAUAGCAACAAGCAAUUCUACAAAUUUCUAGACCAGUGCACAACAGAGGUCUCUUUUAAGUGGGUCAUAAAUGCUGUCUCGACAGGCGCACAUAUUCUAAAGGGCAAAGUCUACAAGAAUUGUAUGAUAGAUUUAAAACUAACCAAUAGAAAGCUUUUCGAGAGAGGUGUUAGGAUUGUCACUCAGUUUAGUAACAUUAGCAGCGAGGUAGCAAAGGAGUGUUUAUUGAAAUCAAUUUAUCGACAAGAUGUGCUUAAUUUAAACAUGGUGGAAGCAGAUGUAUCUGAGCAUGUGUUGAAAGCAGGCUAUGUAGACAGGGUGAUACCACUAGCUAUUUUGUUGACAAAAGGUUUUAAGGUAGAUUUGGGCAUGAAAAUGUUAGUGGACUGUCCAAUUGUUAGAGAAUGUAUUGAAAACUGUAUGUGAUCUGCAUAGCACACUGGAACAGAACGGAAUGGAUUUUAAAUUUGGACAUGAUUUUGUUACAAUUUUUCCUUUGGAUCAUAUAUUGACUUAAUUGAUUUGAUUUAAUUACUGUAUUAGAUAUUAAUAAAUACAUUAUUAUUCUAUAUAUUUCUGUACAAUCAUUUAAUUAAUCUACUAAAAUCAAGAUAAGAAAGUUGUUCUCUUUGAUGUCCGUGUCUGCCUUUUUUUAUUGUCUGAUCGUAAAUUGUGCAACUUUUGUGGUUAAAGCCCUUUGCGAGCGCGAGCUGAUCACUCAUCAAACUUCCAUUCUUUGUCAGAGAGUUGCCUGCGGAGGCUAGAAAAGCGUCUCCAAUAAUUCGUUCCAAUAAUUUGCAAUGGACACAAUAUUGUCAUUAGAAUUGCAAACAUAAUUGGAUCAGUCUGCUCCGCUGGUAUCUCAUGGGUUUUUUUUGCCUGGAACAAAAUUCUGUGCCUCAAUUUAUCCCAUACUUGCGGAGGCUGUAAUUGGAUCAGAUUGCUCUUACCUUUAUUUUGUCCAAUUAAUUCUGGAAUUUAAGACAUUUAGUACUUCAUUCAGUGACAAUGUAUAUACACCUAACUCAUCCAGAGCAUCACGUGACGUCUCCUUAUUUGGUUUACGUUUGUUCUCUCCCAUAGUCUCCUUCAAGAGCACUGCUGAUCCUGGCAUCAGAUUUAACAAAAUAAUCGCCUCCUUUAGU
Messenger RNA from Paramuricea clavata, 3127 nucleotides. The record is from the annotation of a GenBank genome assembly. Lineage: Eukaryota; Metazoa; Cnidaria; Anthozoa; Malacalcyonacea; Plexauridae.